Molecule: messenger RNA, 2971 nt
Organism: Limulus polyphemus (Atlantic horseshoe crab)
Lineage: Eukaryota; Metazoa; Arthropoda; Merostomata; Xiphosura; Limulidae
Product: enkurin domain-containing protein 1-like
Exons: 7
Coding region: 249-1187 (312 amino acids)
Cellular component (GO): cytoplasmic microtubule
Source: RefSeq, a predicted model, not a curated record
CACCCUUUCUAUUGAAUCUUGCCAAUUGUUCUGUGUAUCAUCCUAUUAGAUUCGUCAUUUCACACUGUCCGUAGCUGCUCAUUUCUGUCAUCCUUUGGAGAAGAUUAUCUAGGCCACCGUGUGGACCACUCCCCAUACUUUUGAGUUGCACUCCUUGCACCAUCUGGUGGUUUCCUGCUCAACUGGAUAUAGUCUUCCCUCUGCAGCCAUUCUCCACACAUUGUUACAACUUUGAUUAAAAACUUGCAAUGGCCCAGCAAAACCAAGUAAAGCAUCUAGACUACUAUAGUCCCUCAAGGAUAUUUUCACCAACAUUGAGCCAGAUACUGAUGGAUAUUGAAAAUGAAACAGUUCGAAAACAACCUAAACCAAAACAGCCACCAAAAGAUUUCACAAAAGAAAAUAUCAAACAAUUAAGAGCAAUUCAAGCCACACAUAGAAAAAGAGAACAGGAAAUAAGGAAGCCACUUAAGGCUACUGCAGCAUCUGACAAAUACAGCUGUGUACAGUCAAAGGUUUCAUCUGUUGUAAAGUCUCCCUCAGCUGCUGCUAGCCCUUCUGCCGAAUGUUCCACCACACGAACGAGUUCUGAAUCAGGUGACAGUCUUCUAAAAUCACCCGAAGUAAAGAACUGUGAAGAAACUGAUAAGAAAGAAAGCAUAACUCAAGGAACAACUGUGUCACAUCUAAGGAAAUCUUCUAGUGCAUCAGACUUAACUCUACCCCAGGAGAAACAGAAAAAUACUGCACGACCUAAGAAUGCAGCACAGAAUUUUAGAGCUGUUUCAAAAAGUCCAUCCCUUACAGAUAUGCAUCAUGUAGCUAAUGCAUUAAAGAAAUCACAAAAAAAACCUGACUCAUUUCAUCAACUGGGAAAAGUUCCAAAAUAUCUUAUUCAACGUAAACAACAGUGGAGAGAGGAGAAAGAGAGAAAACUCCGAGAAAUUCCUGAUCCUAGUAUUCCUCCAGGUCAUAGUUUGGUCUCUGAAGCAGAAAGGCAGGAAACGUUGACAAUUCUUCAACAGAAUAAACAAGAGCUACUGAAGACUUUGUCAACUUUGCCAAUAAGAAAUGAUACUCUGAGGCUCAGAAAUAAGAAAGAGGAGUUAGAACAACAGCUUGCAAAGAUUGAGGAAGGCAUAGCGAUUUUUUCUCGGCCCCGUGUAUUGAUUAAAAAUGAUGCAUAAUGUCUAUUUAUUGUAAUACUAGAAAAGGUAAUAUGCUCAUAUGAUUAGUUGUCCAAGAUUGUACUUAUAGACUUGCACGUUUGUACACAGAUGUAAAAGGAUAACUACGUAUUAUGAAUAUUUUGUAAUUAGUGUGUACAUACAGUUGUUAUAGAAGGAAGAAACAUAUAUAUAUUUGUAUGAUAUUCUUGAAGAAAAUAGUUCAACAUUUUUAGCAAAUCUGUUGACGUGUAUCUUCUUGUUAUUUAUGGUGUGAAUUGUAAUUUAUAGUUACUGAAUACUAAAAUCAGUAUUCAAAAAAUAAAGAACUAUGGGAAAUUAUCUGAUAAAGUGCAUAUACAUUGAAUCUAAUGGAAUUAUUGUUAAUUUUGACAUUCUUCUAAACUUCAGUUUUUUGUCUUUGAAAAGUUACGUUCCUAAACUAAAUAUUUAUCACUAGAAUAUCUCUUUCUGAAGUUUGAAUUUUAUAUAUUAAAUAAGUUAGAAAUAGGGAAUUUUUAAGCUUAAAAUGCAUCAACUAUUUUUAAGUUAUUAUGUCAGUCUUUAAAAACAUGCAUAUUUAUGAGAAAUGUAAACAUUUCUUCAAACAGCUUUUUACAUCUCACUGAGGCAACAUAAAUAUGUUUAUUUAUGAUUACAAUUGUAAAUGAAUAUGUAUAGUAUCAGUAAAAAACUGAGAAGUUUUUAAUUUUAUUUUGCUUUCAGUUUCACUAUUACAUUGUUUCACUGGAAGUUUUAGUUAAGCUAAAACGUACCACCUUAUAUUCAAAAUUAAAAUGUAAUAUACUUACUUUACUCACCAUUUUAAAUUUUUAGUUAGAAUUUACUAUCCUGGUAAUAGUUCCCUGUCUUUCAAAACAAAAGUGCAAUUAUUUUUAAAAUGUGGCCUCCUGUAGUUAAACCUUUGGGUAGUUUACAUGUAGAAGUAGAUAAUGUUAUAUUUUGUAAGCUACAAAUAUGAAACUGGUGUUUAUGAAUAAUUGUUUAAUGUGUGUGUGUGCACAUUUUUUCGUUUAUUGUAUGUAGUAAUUUCAUUUUGAAAGAUUCUGGAUGCACAUUUAUAUGUAGAAGUUAAUCUUGAAAAGAUUUCAGUUGUGGAAUGUACAGUAGCAACUGUAUAUGUAUGUAUAGUGGCUAUUCUUAGAAGGAUUUCAGUUUUGAAUGUAAAGUACUAUUUGUACGCAUAUCUACUGUAGCCAUACUUAAAAGGAUUUUGGCUUGAAGUGAAAAGUAGCAGCUGGACAUGAAUGUAUAGUAGUUAAUCUAGGAAGGAUCUCAGCUUUGAGUGUAAAGUAGCACCAAUACAUGUAUGUAUUUAUCUUAGUGUGUAAAAACAGUUUAAAAUCUCUGUGUAAAAGAUGAACAACUUAUGUUGUUAUUGACAAGCGUUUAAACAUUGUGUUAAAUUUAGAGUUUUAUGAACCUAUGAAUGUUUAUUUAUCAUUCUUAGUCACAGUGUAUGUAAAUAAAAUCAACAAGGUCUUCAUGAAUGAUAACAGAAAACAUUUUCUGAACUUUUACAAUUAAAAAAAAUCUUUCACAAGCAGUAGUUAAAAACUUUCUUGAGGAGGGAUUUGUAUUCACAAAUUACAGAUUUCAUCUUGGUCAGCAAAAUACUGCAGUCAGAACAAAUAAAAUCUGAUGUAUUGAGGUUUUUUAUAGCAAUAUAAUGUAAAAUUCCAGAGAAUUAAAUUUCCUGAACAAGCAUUUAAAUAGACUUUAUGAAGACAAAUUUUUCAUUGAAAGUUAGUAUCUCCAAUAUAUAUAUAAAACUGUUAACAUAU